This is a messenger RNA of Lutzomyia longipalpis, 1995 nucleotides long. It is a transcript of the gene sll, whose product is annotated as adenosine 3'-phospho 5'-phosphosulfate transporter 1. Gene Ontology annotation, cellular component: Golgi membrane; endoplasmic reticulum membrane. Lineage: Eukaryota; Metazoa; Arthropoda; Insecta; Diptera; Psychodidae. The record is from RefSeq and is a predicted model, not a curated record. Gene Ontology annotation, biological process: transmembrane transport. The transcript is spliced from 2 exons. Bases 181 to 1557 code for a protein of 458 amino acids. Gene Ontology annotation, molecular function: 3'-phosphoadenosine 5'-phosphosulfate transmembrane transporter activity.
CAUCCUACGAAUAUCCCACAUUGAACCACAAGACAAAGUUUUUUGGGGGAAACAAAACUAAAGGAAAACAGAAAAUUUUUAAUAAUUUUAUUUUUCACCACGUAAAUUACUUUCUAAUCCACCCACAUGAUAGUUUUUAGGAAAAUCUGUUUGCACUACUUAUAGUUUUCUAUCUUUACAAUGGAAAAUCGUGUACCAGAUGUGAUAAUAUGCGUAAUUAUUGUAGCAACAUUAGGAUGUAUCCACCUUAUCUCGAAUUUAAUGAGAAUCUACUUCGGUGCGGAGUACUCGGAUCUCACACUGAGCCAGCUGGUUGACACGCAUACAAAAGAAUACGGAUGGAUACUUAAGUUGGCGCUGAAUUGCUUCGGCUACUCCUGUAUCUUCCUCCCGGGAUUCCUCAUCUACAAGUACACGAAGCGCGUGAGGUACCUGGAGAAGAAUCCCACUGGCACGGAACUCCGCUUAAUUCCAGCUGCUGUGAGAUUCUGCUUUAGCGGAAGUGAAGGGGAAAAGUCCGACAAUGCUCAUGCAUCGAAGGGCACAGCGGGUCAGGGAUUCCUCAAGGAAUGCCUCCUCCUUACGUACUGUUUCCUGGGACUGAUGGCGUGUCACUUAACUUGGGGUGUUCUGCAGGAGAAGAUCAUGACGCAGGAAUAUGAGGAUGCCGAUGGGAAGAAGAGUCACUUCAGAGAUUCCCAAUUCCUCGUCUUCACUAAUCGCUUCCUGGCAUUUGUCAUCUCCGGAGCUUACUUGUUUGUCGCCCAGAAAACCCGUCAUCGUGCUCCACUCUACAAAUACAGCUUCGCCUCCUUGUCCAACAUUAUGAGUGCGUGGUUCCAGUAUGAGGCUCUCAAGUUCAUCAGCUUCCCCACGCAGGUCCUCGCAAAGUCCUGCAAAAUCAUCCCCGUCAUGAUUAUGGGGAAGAUAAUCUCAAAGAAUAAGUAUGAAUUCUAUGAGUACCUAACAGCUGGUCUCAUUUCCGUUGGGAUGAUCUUCUUCAUGACGGGAAGUCACGAUGAGACAAAAGCUUCUCCAGUUACAACCCUCACAGGACUCUUCCUCCUUACACUCUACAUGAUCUUCGACAGUUUCACCUCCAACUGGCAGGGAGAUCUCUUCAAGACCUACGCAAUGACGUCCAUUCAGAUGAUGUGCGGCAUUAACCUCUUCAGUACACUCUUCACCUCAGCUUCACUUAAUCUCCAAGGAGGCUUUAUGGAGUCCCUGGAAUUUGCCUCACAACAUCCCAAAUUCAUCGUUGAUUGCAUCGUGCUGUCCAUCAGCUCAGCCCUCGGGCAGCUCUUCAUCUUCUACACAAUCGCCUCUUUUGGCCCAGUUGUCUUCACCAUCAUCAUGACUGUCCGGCAGGCUAUUGCAAUCCUCCUGUCAUGCCUCAUCUACAAGCACUCCAUCUCAUCCAUUGGCAUCUUUGGGAUCUUUGUCGUCUUCCUCGCCAUCUCCCUGCGUGUUUACUGCAAUCAACGCAUCAAGGCUAUCCGUCGACGAGCUGCUGAGAUGGCCAGUACCUACGCCAAGCCACGCAUUGCUGUCUAAAGUCUAACUUUUGCUAAAAGAAAAUAUUUCGUGGUCUGAAGCAAACCACGAACGUAAAUCGGCCUUGCACUUCUCGAACCCGUGUUACCUGUGUCUUCGUGUCUCUAUGUCCAAAAAUGUAUUUUUUCAGUAAUUUUCUUUUAUUCUUUUUACAUUUAAUCCUUUAUCACGCAUCUUUUUUCCAAAAACAUAAGAAAAAGUGAUAAUUUUUUAUUGAUUUUAAUAGAAAUAAAAUAUUUUUGAGAUGCUUUUUAGGGCAUCUCACAAUCAGACUUAUAUAUAAAAUUUAAACGAAAAAAGUUCCGCAAUUCGUAAAUAUAAUUUAAAAUAAAUAAUUUAUUGUUUUUUUUUACGAUAAAGAACUAAAACUAUUUUUAAAUGUAUUUGAACAUUUUGUGUAAUAAAUGUAAUAAAAUGUGUAAUUUUAAACAACAGAAA